AUGAAUUCAAAGCUCCCCACUAUCUCGAAUCUCCUGAACUACAAGGGCAAAGCUCGACAGGAACCAGUACCACAACCAAGAGCUUUAGUCCAAAACACAAGACGACAACCUACCGGUGGAACCUACGCGUCCUCCUCAAAUGCUUAUUCAACUCCACCAGACAUAGGAAAAGGGAAGAAGCGAGCGAGGUCACCCACCCCACAACCCACCAGGCCAGCCAAGAAACGUCGAACGAAAGACGAUAUCAGCAGCAUCCGCGACCGCUUCAAUAGGGAAGCCAUAAAACCGAUGAUCAGUGAUCUAGUCCGACGCGCUCGUACCCGCAUCCAUCAGCUCGAAGUUGAAAUGUUCUAUUACAAUCCUGUCUUCAAUGCAACAGACAAUAAAUAUUACUUCACAGCUUUCCUACCGCUGAAAUUGUACGAACACAUGUUUGAAAAAGCGGACGAAGACGCGGGCAAAGAAAAGUGGUGAUUUAUAAGUGGCGAAGGGUUCUGGAAUGAUUCUGUUAUCAUCCGGGUGGGAUGCUCCUCCGAGUACUUCGAAACCGUCUUCGCUCAAAAAGUCUAUUACAGUCAAUAUGUCCAAGUCGGAGAGAGGCUUGGUGGCGGCUGGUACAGAACCUAUGAGUUUACAAGACCCCAAGAGCCCCUGGCUGAGCGCGAUGAUGCUGCUUUGGCGGCGGCCCUGACAAUGGCCAUAAACGCGAAACAUUUAAAUACCAUCGACCCUUCUCUCGGAAGUUGGGCUCCGAUUGGAGAGCUUGCCCUUCAAGAUUAUGACGGAGUCAUAAGGGAGGUUGGGGCCUGUGAUUUCUUUUAG
This is a messenger RNA of Hymenoscyphus albidus, 822 nucleotides long. The record is from the annotation of a GenBank genome assembly. NCBI's taxonomy places the organism in Eukaryota, Fungi, Ascomycota, Leotiomycetes, Helotiales, Helotiaceae.